ACAGCGGCGGCAUCGGCGGCACCGGCUCGCAGAAAGCGGCGCACGGAUUAAACCUGAGCGUCAGCCCGGGCAGAGGGGAGCUGGCUGUACUUCCAGCUGGAGGAUAAACACAGAGAUUCCCUCACCGCGGAGGAAGAGAUAUGGACUACCGAUAACUGGAACAGCAGAGGGAAGACGGAGGGGAGAGGCAGGAAGGCGGUCGGUCGGUCGUUCAGCACUGGGGUACAGGGGGUGCUGGGACACCGAGAGAGGAAAACGAGUCGUUAUAAGAAGAGACGCGCAAACGGCGGCCGCUCCGCCACCAUGAAAGCUCCGCAACGCCUGCGAGAAGCGCCGCUGAGCCCGCGGACCAUGUCGUGAUUAGCGGGGGUUUCGCAGCUUUCGCAACAGAAACACGAGUCCGCCCAGGAACGGCAAAAACAUGUCGGCCUCGGUGGGGCCCCGCGGCGGCCCUCACCCACCCACUGCGCCGCCGUCGAUGCCCGAGCUGCCGGACCUCAGCCACCUCACAGAAGAGGAGAGGAACAUAAUCAUGGCUGUGAUGGUUCGGCAACGGGAGGAGGAGGCCAAGGAGCAGGCCAUGCUCAAAGAGGAGAAGCCCAUACAAGCAAAAACAGUGAAUCUGGUUGGGAACAAAAAGCCCCCACAGCAGAAUGACAUCAGUAUGCACCAGCAGUUAUCCAGCUAUAAGGAGCAGGUGCGGCGGAUAGCGCAGGAACCUCAGCAGCGACAGCAGGGCCAGCACAAGGAUGAUGCACCCACCUGUGGCAUUUGUCACAAGACCAAGUUUGCUGAUGGCUGUGGAAACAUUUGUUCCUACUGCCAAACCAAGUUCUGUGCCCGCUGUGGGGGAAGGGUCUCCCUGCGCUCCAACAAUGUAAUGUGGGUUUGUAACCAGUGCCGUAAGCAGCAGGAUAUUCUCACUAAUUCAGGGGAAUGGUUCACGGAUCAAGGUCAAAAGCCAAAGCAAGGGGCCCUCGGGGCAGCCGUGAGCGAGCCAGCCAUGUGUGGAGACUCAACCGAAGAGAAGAAUUUGCGCUCCAGGUCUCAGAUCCCGACUGGUUUCUCUGCAUUCACUGCCCAGAAUAGCCAGCAAAACUCCAGCAAAGGUCCUGCUGCUGGACAGGCUGAUUUGCCUUCAUCCCGCUCCCGUAGUGAACCACCACAAGACAGGAAAAAACAAUCAUCAACCUCAGAUCAAAAUGGCCAAUCUGGCCCAAAGGCUGAAAGGCGUCGAGGGCUGUCCAAACUCCAAUCGCAACCUUCAGAAGAGUGGGAGUCUGGAGACACUCAGAGAGAGAACCGGCAUCUGGUCAAGACUCGAUCGCAGGAUCGUAGCAAUGCUGAGCUGAGAGGGAGCGUUAAGGAGCUGAGAAGGACAGAGAGUGAGCUGAGGCCACCUCAGGAGGAACAGCGAGUUGAUGCUAAUGCGCCACGACAUUUAGCGAAGGCUCAGUCAGUAGACCAGGGAAAACAUGUGCAUCCAAAAGCAACACAGUCAAAGCAGGCUGAAACGGGCAUGCCUGAGAGGGAGGCUGGCGGGGCAAGCGUGAAAUGUAGAACAAACCGAGGAUGGACAGAAAAGCGCCAAUCAUCUCUGGAAAGUCCACAGCAAGGUUACACAGGGGAGAGGACCGUGGGGGGCACGGCAGGAUCUGCAGCGCAGGCUUCUAAGUCUAAUAACCCCCCUCAACCGCCUGCCCCAGGGUUUCGUGUGGGUUCUACUUUGCCCGCCGGUACCUCUGAACUCAGGGAGCCUCCUGACCGGAACAGGAAGUUUCAGCCCAGCAACCUGGAGCCGGGCUCGGCCGCCGUAGGACGAAAGACAAAACGGGAUAAAAAUGAAAGCAUGCUUCGGAAUGACUCGCUCAGCUCAGACCAAUCCGAGUCCCUUCGGCCUCCUCCACCCCGCCCCUACAAGUCAAAGCGUGGCGGCAACAAACGGCAAAUGUCGGUCAGCAGCUCUGAGGAAGAGGCUGGAUCCACUCCCGAGUACACAAGCUGUGAGGACGGCGAGAUUGAGAGUGUCAGCGAGAGAGGAGACUUGGAGUGCUACCCUCUCGAUCCCACAGCAUGGCAUCAUCCGGUUACAUGGCAACCCUCCAAGGAAGGUGAUCAUUUAAUCGGUCGAAUCACUCUGAGCAAGCGCACAGCCAUGUCCAAAGAGGCUGGAGCAAUGCUGGGGUUAAAGGUUGUAGGUGGGAAAAUCACAGAAACAGGGAGACUAGGGGCCUUCAUCAACAAAGUUAAAAAGGGAAGCCUGGCAGACAUUGUGGGCCAUUUACGACCAGGAGACGAGGUGCUACAGUGGAAUAAUAAAUCAUUACCUGGAUUAACCACAAAAGAAGUUUACAAUAUUAUUUUGGAUUCCCAAUCAGAAUCACAGGUUGAAUUAAUUGUUUCAAGGCCCAUUGGUGACAUACCCAGAAUACCAGAAACCUCACACCCUCCAUUAGAAUCUACAGGCUCAAGUUCCUUCGAGUCACAAAAAAUGGAGCGACCAUCUAUAUCUGUCCUGUCCCCAUCCAGCCCCAGCGGCCUGAGAGACGCUCCCCAGCUCCUACCUGGACAGCUCUCGGUGAAAAUGUGGUAUGAUAAGGUGGGCCAUCAGUUAAUAGUAAACGUCCUGCAGGCUAAAGACCUGCCCACCAGACCGGAUGGACGACCCAGAAACCCUUACGUCAAAAUGUACUUCCUUCCAGAUAGAAGUGAUAAAAGCAAGCGGAGAACAAAGACGGUCAAAAAGAGUUUAGAGCCCAAGUGGAACCAGACCUUUGUGUACUCACAUGUACACCGGCGAGACUUCCGAGAGCACAUGCUGGAGAUCACAGUCUGGGACCAGCCAAAAGUUCAGGAUGAAGCCAGCAUUUUUCUAGGAGAGAUCCUGAUCGAGCUGGAGACAGCUCUGCUGGACGAUAAGCCCCACUGGUACAAGCUGCAGGUUCACGAUCUGUCCUCCAUUCCACUACCCCACCCCUCGCCAUACUUGCCACGUAGAAAUACCCACAAUGACACACCCACCAAGAAGCUGCAGCGCUCUCAGCGUAUCACAGAAUCAGAUUAUGAUGAUGGUAUUGGCGUAGUGGCUGCAGCAGCAGAGAGCCGGCCGAGAGAAAAAGAGCGUGAGAGGGGUAGAGAGAGAGAGCGAGAGAGGGAGAGAGAACGGACUUCACUGGAGGUUCCUGAGCAGCAGAGGUCGACACAUCAUCGCUCUCGAUCAGCAUCACCUCACAGAGAGGAGGAGAGCAUGGCCAGGUCACGGCCUCCCAACAUCCCCAUGCAGAGGAGUUUGGAUGAGGCGCAGCACAGUCGCAGGUCUCGUUCCCCCAACCGCUUCUACGAACGGGGUCAUGUCCAGGAGAGAGAAUAUGUAGAUGACAGUGAGGCCACCUUGACACACAGAUCAGUGUGGGGUAGGAGCGCAGAGUGCCUGCACUUCCAAAGUGAUCUGCAACCCCCACUUGACAGGGUUAGAAGUGCUAGUACCAACUGUCUGAGACCAGGUUCAAAUUCCAAUUCACCUGACCGAGAAAGGAGCACGAGGUCUCUCCCCCGCAUCAGACCCACCAGCCCCAGGAUCCUAAUCCAACACGCCUCCCCUGAGGAUGACAGCUGGAUUUCGGAGCCUAUUUAUCCCACUCAGGACUCAGUAAACCACCUCAGUGCAAGACCUGGGGUACAGAGGCAGGCAAGAAUUCUGGACAAGCCUAGCUGUCAGAGACCUGGCAGGAAAAUAUCUGACAGUGAGUGGGUGCAUCCUCAUGCCAGCUCUGCAUACUCUUCAUCGGCAGGGAGUUCCUCAUCCGCACGUAGGGGGCGACAGUUGCCCCAAGUUCCCGCCAAAAGCAGCAGCGUAGAACAAGCCCUCGCCUCAGAGGAGAAAACACGGCAGAUGAAGGUGCACACCUACAGGGCACCAGCUCCAUCCAGUGCCAGCCAGGAAUCAGACAGGGCACUAAAACACAAACGAGAGCUUUAUAAAGAGCAGCGGCAGAGCUCUGAUAACGUAUCUCAUAAGUCCUCGGACAGCGAUGUCAGCGACGUGUCAGCCAUCUCUCGCGCCAGCAGUGCCUCACGGAUCAGUAGCACCAGCUACAUGUCCAUCCAAUCAGAGCAGCCCAGGGGUCGUUUUAGCCGUCAUGUUCGCCCGUCCAGCCAGAGCAUGCUGAAAAGCACGAGCGUGAGCGGUGAGAUCUUCUCUCUGGAACGCACAGACGGCAGUCAGUCAGACACAGCUCUGGGGACACUGGGAACGGGAGGGAAGAAGAGGCGUUCCAGUCUCAGUGCUCGUGUGGUGGCAAUUGUCGGUAUUCCCUCACGACGUAGCAGGAGCACCUCUCAGCUCAGCCAAACAGAAGCAGCAAAUAAGAAGACAAAAGGCUCAAGUCAGAUCCAGAGGAGUCAGGAGACAGGCAUGGCAGUGGAGUACCCACGCAAUGCCAUGGCUCGCCAGGCUAGUCGAGAGUCCACUGACGGAAGCAUGAACAGCUACAGCUCUGAGGGAAAUCUGAUCUUCUCAGGGAUGAGGCUGGGGGCUGAUAGUCAGUUCAGUGAUUUCCUGGAUGGCCUUGGUCCUGCCCAGCUAGUGGGAAGGCAGACACUAGCAACGCCCUCUAUGGGAGAUGUUCAGAUUGGGUUAAUGGACAAGAAAGGGCAGCUGGAGGUGGAGGUGAUCAGAGCACGUGGCCUUACUCCCAAACCAGGAUCCAAAUCGCUGCCAGCUCCAUAUGUCAAGGUCUAUUUGCUGGAAAAUGGAGCAUGCAAAGCCAAAAAGAAAACCAAGAUUGCACGAAAAACUCUUGAUCCACUGUAUCAGCAAUCGCUGCUGUUUGAGGAGAGUCCGCAGGGUAAAGUUCUACAGAUAAUAGUGUGGGGCGACUAUGGGCGCAUGGACCACAAAUGCUUCAUGGGAGUUGCACAGAUCCUUCUGGAGGAGUUGGACCUUUCUAGCACAGUGAUUGGCUGGUAUAAACUGUUUCCUCCAUCCUCUUUGGUGGACCCAACGUUAGCUCCUCUCACUCGACGUGCUUCCCAGUCAUCACUCGAUUCAGGGCCACCAGGCGUCAGGUCUUAGUGAACAGGAAAGUAAACGUGGGACUAAACGCGACUCAAAGGGGUGAAUACCUGUGGCAAAAACCAGCACCAGAGAGGCAGCCAGGUGGAUGGGCGGAAUCCUGAUCAAAGCUUUGCUGGAGC
Messenger RNA from Trichomycterus rosablanca, 5196 nucleotides. Its product is annotated as regulating synaptic membrane exocytosis protein 1-like. Lineage: Eukaryota; Metazoa; Chordata; Actinopteri; Siluriformes; Trichomycteridae. Gene Ontology annotation, biological process: calcium ion-regulated exocytosis of neurotransmitter; regulation of synaptic plasticity; regulation of synaptic vesicle exocytosis. Gene Ontology annotation, molecular function: small GTPase binding; transmembrane transporter binding. Gene Ontology annotation, cellular component: cytoskeleton of presynaptic active zone; presynaptic membrane. Bases 422 to 5074 code for a protein of 1550 amino acids. The record is from RefSeq and is a predicted model, not a curated record. The transcript has 31 exons.